AUGCCUUCACCUACAACACAAUCAGUCAAUGUCGAUAAUGGUUCGAAAUGUGAUGAUGUCUUGAAUAAUGGCAAUGAUAUUGAAUUCUUGAAAAAACAUUUACCACAUGUGGAUAUCGAAACUGGUUUAAAACAUCGCACAGUUCAAAGAGAUCCAAUUACCGGUCUUGGAGCAUUACCAAAAGAACAUGUUGAACUUGGACGUACAAGAAAUGCUUCAACUGGUAGACCGGCUUUCAACACAACAUUAAUUGCAUGGGAUGUAGAUAAUGCAACAAUAUGUAAGAAUAAUGGACAUACAACUAAGAAGAGUAAACAACCAACACGUAAUCCAAUCGCUUUAACUGGUGAUCUUGGUGAUGAAGUUGAUAGAUUACGUACAACUAAUGGUUCACGUAGUGGAACUCCUCGAGAACCACAACGUGAUCCCAUUUCUGGGAGAGGAAAUUUUGGUGAUCGUGAAUGGGAUCCAAUUGGUAGAUAUAAUGGAAAAACUAGACGAGCCAAAAGUUCUACUGGUAUUAGAACUAAUCCAUUAACUGGUGAAAAUGUGAAAACUUUCACUGUCAUGGCUGAGGAAAGAUGUACAAAUAAAGAAAAUGGUGUCUGCAAACGAAAUGUUUCUACGAAGAAUAUUUUCACUGGAGAAAAUUGUGAGAAUUACACAGUUUCACCUGAAUUGAAAUCUCCUAUUAAACGUGUACAACGAGAACCUUCACGUAACGCUAUAACUGGUGAGAAUUGUGCAACAUAUGAUUAUAAUUCUGAAGUUAAAAUAUCAAAAAAGCGAACACCAGUCAAAAUUUCAAAUCCAUUGAAUGGUGAGAAUGUUAGCGCUUUUAUGGUAUCGCAAGAAGAAAGACCACGUACAGCUAAACCUUAUGUAUACAGGAAUACAGUGACUGGUGAAAAUCUUCAAAGUUACAAAAUAACACCAAUUGAAAGAAAUGUUACACCUAGAGUGGUUAAAGAUCGACAAAAUCCAUUAAGUGGAGAGAAUGUUGAAAGUUACACUUAUCGUUUAGGGGAAUCUAAAAGGACUGUCAAAAAAAGAGAUCUUAGUUCACCAUUAACUGGAGAUGGUUCACGUGGUCGUUCAUAUACUAUAUCUAUUGAAGAAAAACAUUUAUCCCAACCAAAUUUAAAUAUAAAUGAACAUGAUUCAACACACCAUACAUUAUCAUCUAAGUCUCUUCGAAAUAUAUUAACAGGUGAAAAUUGUAUCACAUAUAAUGUAUGUCAAGAAAUGAGAAGUGAAAAAGUUGACAGUACGACAAUGAUGAUGAAUGGAAGUACACAUAAAAAGUCUUCCUACAAUAUUAUAACUGGUAGUGAAAAUGAAUGA
Schistosoma guineensis is the source of this 1344-nucleotide messenger RNA. Lineage: Eukaryota; Metazoa; Platyhelminthes; Trematoda; Strigeidida; Schistosomatidae. The record is from the annotation of a GenBank genome assembly.